Messenger RNA from Gryllus bimaculatus (two-spotted cricket), 374 nucleotides. The record is from the annotation of a GenBank genome assembly. Lineage: Eukaryota; Metazoa; Arthropoda; Insecta; Orthoptera; Gryllidae.
CGUGAACUGCUCGGAGAUCACGCGACUUCUAAUGCGAAUAGUGCGGCAUUUGGAAGGGAACAUUUAGGAAGUGGCAGAAAUGUGGCAUUUCUUAUAUAAUUUAAAGAAGAAGAACAAUGUGAACAAAUACAAGAAAAAGAAAACUAAGUUAAUGGAAUGUGAGGAUGAUAUCUGCGACACAAAUAUCAGCAACACUCAUGACGUUCUGUUUUGGUCUCUAUUUCCUCCUUUUAUUGAACCGUUUUCAUCUCUCUCCAGUUUAGAACCGCAACGCAUAUUUGAAGAGAAACGUUGUAUUGUCGCGACUUACGUUGCACCAAAUAUACAUAUCAAUAUCGCUGUUCCAAACCCAUAAUCAGCAAUCGUACAUACUC